AUGGAGACCAACAACAUCGACAUGGCGGCGUUCUUCGAUUUCAGCGAUGCAUCACUGCCUGAUCUGUCCGAGCCUAUACCAGACUUUGUCGUCCCAGAGUCAUUGAUCCCUCCCGCCAGUGGCACUUGCCCUUCGCAUCCGGGCAUCCAUGACUGCCUAUGCCAUGGCUUUAUGAUCAACCCACACAUAUCAGAUCCCACGCUUGGCAACCACAAAGAUGUAGAAUUUAACAAUGACUUCUCGAGCUGGAUUCCUCGGUACUCAAAGCCGGAGCAGGCCUGCAAUUAUUGCCGGUCGAGACAACUGGAGUGCUUCAAGACUUUCGAAGGCCAGAAGUCAUGCUCACCUUGCAACGCACUCUUCCGCUCAUGCAGCUUUGACGAGGUGCAACAGCCAGAGAAGCGGCAGAGGGGUCUUCUGGACACGCUAGACAACGUGCCUGAGAACGAAUGCAGAGAGCUUGGCGGACUGACGGGCAUCAAGUCGCUAAGAUCACUUGGUCACACUUUGGGCAAUGUCGAUGGUGACUGGGCAUCCAGGAAGAGUGGAGUCCGCUUCACCCUUCCCCAGCUUAAAGCUCUUAAGAACUGGAUGGACGAGCACCGAGACAACCCGUAUCCAACCGAGGAAGAGAAGGAGGAACUCAGGAACAGGACUGGUCUAAAGGCAGUGCAAAUCUCCAACUGGCUCGCAAACGCACGACGCAGGAACAAGUCGAAACGAAAUAGCAGAUGCGCAUCGCCAUCUCUUGGCCCUUCAACUCCGACAUUCAAUGCAACCAGCACCGCCAUUGACGUACCCAGAGACCUCCGCGUUGGCCCUUCUGGCAAGUGCUGGGAAGUCAUGAAUCCGCUCGAACGUUGGCAACAUUCUCCGCCAGAAAACGAACCGGCACCUUUAACUGCCAUCGUGAGCGCCGUUCAUCAGUACAGCCCCCCGGAAAGCACGCAAAAUCGGCAUAAUCACGACUCCGAGAGUUCUGGGUGUUUCUCCAAUGCCGCUUCCCUAUUCAUGGCGCCCUCUACAACCAGCUUAGAGGAGAGGCAGUCCAGUCACUCGACCGGUUCGUUUGGCUCCUUCGGCUCCGCAUGGUCGCAUGGAUCUCGGGGCUCAUUCAAUUCAUUCGGCUCGUUUGGUAGCAGCCAGAGGGAACGACGAAGGCGCCGCCGGAGGCCCGCCGCCCGACCGGUGCAGAAAACUCCACAGGAUGCAUCACGCAUAUUCCAAUGUACUUUUUGCACAGACACUUUCAAGAGCAAGUACGACUGGUCCCGCCACGAGAAGUCCUUACAUCUCAGCCUGGAGAAGUGGAUAUGUGCGCCUCUCGGGGAUGUCAUUACGUGUGUUGAGACUGGCCGCAAGAAGUGUGUCUUCUGCAAUGCGCUCGACCCCAGCCCAGAACAUCUGCAAAACCACAACCAUGAUGCAUGCGAAGAGAAAGGGCUGGAUGCUCGAACGUUUUACCGCAAGGACCACCUUCGACAGCACCUUCGACUCAUGCACGGGUGCAAGAUGACUGACUCCAUGGAUUCCUGGAAGGCGGAAGUGACGACCGUCGACAGUCGUUGUGGCUUCUGCGGACAAAGGUUCACCAAGUGGCAAGAUCGUAACGACCACCUCGCAAAGGAAUUCCGCAACGGGGCUAAGAUGAAGGACUGGAAAGGGUGCCGUGGCCUUAGCGCGGAGGUGCAUGCGCUUGUAACUUCUGCGAUGCCGCCUUACUUAAUCGGUGAAGAAAGUACUUCGGUCGAUCCGUUCAGUGCUUCCAACCCUGCCUCAAAUCCGGCGUCCAUGGGCAACCAACACCAGCUGCUGGGUAUGUCAGCCACGCAUGAAGACUGUCCCGUGGACUCCGGCCAGGGAUCCUCCAUCACCUCGCCGACUAGUGCUGGACUGCAACCAGCUGACAUUUUGGCCAUGCCGAACCGGCCCAACCAGACAGUAGCUACGUGCUGGGAGAUACUCACCAUCCGGCUUGGCCGCUUCGCUCAAGAGCAGCUGAUCAAAGGCGCCCCUGUUUCCGAUGACAUGCUACAGCGAGAAGCGCGCCUAAUCCUCUACGACAACGAUGACAGCUGGAAUCAAACCGCGGCGGACAACCCUGAGUGGCUUACCCUGUUCAAGAAGGCACAUGGCUUGGACAACUCGCAGAACGUUGACAUGCGGGACGUGCUUGAAGAUCUCGGCGUGCUGGGAGACUUCGAUCUUGACGAGCUGUACGGCGCUGGCAAGAAAUGGUCGGCCACCAAAGAGACAAUACCGGAGCAGGCGUGCUUUGUGAACGGCGGGGAAUGCCUACCGUUCCUGACCAACCAGGCUGGCGGUCUUGCAGCAUGGGGUCCUGGCGCUGUUGAAAAUGAGCCUGUGUCAGUUUCCAUGAUAGAUACACCACUCAUCACCUCGGGCGGAAGCAGCUCAGCGUUGCACACUGAUUUGAUGGAUGUGGGCCACUUUGACGCGAUGGAUUGCAUAACCGACACAGGGUUUCUUACUACGUAUAUGCAUUUCUAG
Messenger RNA from Coniosporium apollinis CBS 100218, 2511 nucleotides. RefSeq lists its product as uncharacterized. Lineage: Eukaryota; Fungi; Ascomycota; Dothideomycetes. The record is from RefSeq and is a predicted model, not a curated record. Gene Ontology annotation, molecular function: DNA binding; DNA-binding transcription factor activity, RNA polymerase II-specific; zinc ion binding. The transcript is spliced from 2 exons. Bases 1 to 2511 code for a protein of 836 amino acids. Gene Ontology annotation, biological process: regulation of DNA-templated transcription.